This is a messenger RNA of Cynoglossus semilaevis (tongue sole), 4637 nucleotides long. RefSeq names its product transmembrane protein 42b (gene tmem42b). Lineage: Eukaryota; Metazoa; Chordata; Actinopteri; Pleuronectiformes; Cynoglossidae. The record is from RefSeq and is a predicted model, not a curated record. The transcript is spliced from 3 exons. The coding region runs from base 2088 to 2594 and encodes 168 amino acids.
UUCAAUAUUAAACAGAAGCAGCAAAACUCGAAGAAUUAGUACUGUAAUAUUUAUGUAGCUGAAACUUUAUUUUUUACUUUUUUAAAAAUUAAUUUUAUUGUUUUAAUAUUACUUUACUCAUGUGCUUAUUUACCCCUAAUGUACUGGUUGACCUUAUCAUUACCCGGUCAUAAUCACGUUGACUUUUAAAAGCAGUUUGUUGAAGCUCAUUUUUGACACAGUGAGGACAGUUAUUUCCCUGAAGCUCAUGUCUUUUUUCUGUGAUAGAAAUGACACAGUUUUCCUUUUAUUUUGCAGUGUCACUGCUCACAACACUAAUAUCCUGUUUCAUAGAAACAGGAAACACACACACACAAGCAAUCAGCAUGAACACACACACAUGCCCAGACACUCUGGCAUCACUGUUUCUCCUUAAUCAUAUCUAAUACUUUGAGCACACUUUUAAAACUGCACUUAACUUAAUGACUUAACUUAAUGGACAAGCAUCAAAGCGGCUCCGAGGCCAAAUCAACUCCUCCACAGACUAAUUAAUAAUUAAUUCAGACUAGUAUUAUUGCAGUUGCCCUGGUGUAAUAUGGAUGCAUCAAAACUGCACUUCAAUGUAUUCACACGACACAAAAUUAAAUGCACACACGACUCCCAAAACAAUGAUUCACACCUACAGCGACAGAGACACCUGCUGGACACUAUCACGAAGUGAUACACAAUUAUGCUAAUAUAUAAUAUAAUUAAUAAUAAUAAAAAAUAAUGAUAAUAUAUAUUAUAUCAGGCCGAUAUUAUCAGACAUCCCUAGUAUACAUAAUAAAGAUUUCCUGUUCAUUUAUACUCCAUAUUCCACCACGAUUCUUCUCUGGGUCAGACCACAGAGAGAUGAUAGGAAUUAUACUAUAUGUGCGCUGUGUGUGUGUGCGCACGCCAACUGUCUUAAUGUAAAGAUUCUCAACAAUGCAGCUCAUCAGUAUUCUGAAGAGACCAGAGAUCUGCCUGGGAGAUUGAAGCUCUGUGAAGGAAGUGCAGCCAUACCCACACUCAAGGACAUUACAUUAGCAUUGAUUGUCUUCGUCUCCAGUCAGUGUGACAGGAGAAGAGAACCGGGUCGGACGUACGGACCGCAUGUGUUCAGUCUGUUCCACCAAUAACAAUAACUAUAACAAUAACGUCGAUGGUAAUGACGCCAUUAAUCAUUCAUACCUUCAUUGAUUUUCCUAUAGGUUGGUCCAGGACGUGUUUAAUGAGUGUGUUUUAUUUGGUACGUACUCAACAAUAGUGAAUAAUGAACAACAGCGAAAAAUAGACACACAUUGACUAAAAUUAAUGGAGACUCGAGGCGGCUGGGGAGUAAAGAUAUUAGGAUAAGUUAAUCUAUCUCUACAUUCAUUCAUCAUUUAGAGCCUAAUCCUCUUUAGUGUCUCAGUGGUGGUCCCAGCCAACACCAGACCCCAUGGACAGGUCACCACUGCACCACAGGGCCACAAAAAGAUAAACAACCAUUCACUCUCACAUUUACAUCCAUGGAUCAUUUUAGCUGUCCAGUCCAACUAUCCAGGUAUAAAGUACAGAAGUCAUAUCAAUAGUACAAUUUAGUUAUAGUUAUUAAUAGUAGUUGUAGUAAAAAACAAUAGUAUAGGAAAAGUUAUAGCCGUGUUGGUAACAAAAACUGUAGCAGCAGAUCAGUUGCAGUAUUUUACAAGGGAGUGGUAGUCAUGCCGUACAAUGUAGGAGUAAUAUAGGAGUAGCAGUAUAUUUUCUUUUACUUCGAACAGUACUUGUCUUACUAAAGGUUAGAGGAUGUACUGCAUAGCAAAGGUAGGGUUAGAAAUCCCAAGAACUACACUUCCCAGAAUACCACAGGGUUUUUAAGUUCAACCGACGCUGUAUUCGGGUGUGUAGUUCUACUGCCACCUAGCGUCUGAGGGUGGAAAGUUAAAGGAAACGUGUUCUGUGGUGACACAGUCCACGCUACCAUGAAGAAGAGAGCCUCAUCCACACCAUCAGCAGCAGCAGCAGCAGCAGCAGCAGCCGCGGCAGAGAUGUAGAGCCGGAUAAGAAGAUAAUGAGUCUCUGCUGCCACCACCACCUCCAUCACCAUGUUCCCGGGAGUUUUCUAUGCACUGUUGGCUGGUUUUCUCGGGGCCGUGGCGUCGUCGUCGGCCAAACUGUCCCUGGGAGCGGACUACCUGAAGGGAGUAUGUGAAACCGGACUCCGGACGUGGGGAGAGCAGCGGAAAUUUAGACAAGCGGACGAAACUACCACCUGUGACCGGCUCCACAUCCCUCUGAGGCUGCUGUGUGGUGGCCUCCUCUUCACCUGCAACGCUGUGAUGUGGACCUUCCUUGACAAAGCACUCAGGUAUUCCUCCUCCUCCACCCGAACCACUGUGACCACCACCGCCUCCAACUUCAUAUCCUCUGCUUUCUUGGGUCAGCUGAUCUUUGGCGAAGCCCAGAUCACAUUGUGGUGGGUCGGGAUCUCCUUGACCUUCUCUGGUCUGUUGGUCCUGCAGAGAGUUUCGCCACAUGACGGACAGCAGAGCGCAGCAGACGCAGCAGCGGCAGCAGACGCGGCAGCUGCAAUGGACAGAAAGAAUGACUAACAUGUCGCGUCUCCACUAGUUCAGACCAGACGGGGGCAGCUAUUAACACUCAUCCAAAUGAAGUAAAACUAUUAACACAGCAGUUAAGUGCACUUAAUAUGUACUUACAAUUUUAACUAUAAGAGGUCUGUGUUGAGGUACAUAGACGUAUCCCAUUUGGAAUCAGCAGCUGUACAUCCUACCGAGUCUGCAUGUCUCAGAUGUGAUGCAUCAUGGGUCUGGAGAUGCUGGUUCAGGCUGGUGGAGACGAGACAGAAAAUGUCCAGGUAUCAUUACUUCCUUCACAGACAAUGAAGCAAAAACUUGAUUCAAGCUUUACAAACACUGCAUCCUGAAAACUGUACACUCUGCAACAGCACAACUCGUGAGGAACAUUAGGAGAUGAUAACGAUGAAAUAGGAGAAGGAACUGAGUUAGAUGAGAACACUAGCUAAAGGGCCUGAGUGAAUACUGACAGACUGAUAUCAAUCGUUUUUUGGUUUUUAUCAUUACCUCGCAUCAGUCAGUGCAGUAGCAGCUCAACAAAGCUUGUGCUAAACCCACUGUAAAGACAUCAUACGUUUACAUUCCAUUGUCUGCAUGCUGCAGGUGAAGAGCUAACAGAAGUACAGUAAUAAUCCCACUGAUGUAGCAGUCAACCGCUAAUCCCUGGUCACCUCCCUCCUUUCCCUGGGGACUUCCUUUCACUUUCUCCACGCUGACCUUCAGAUAUUAGCACGACACGCUCUCAGAGACAGCUGGUCUUCCAUGACAUGCUGGACACGUGUGUGUUCCUAUCGUACCGACACACCAAAGCCUGCUGCAGCACUUCAUACGAGAGUGAUGUCUCUAUGAGCUGCAUCUCAUUUUUAUUAAAUCUGUGAUUACAGUGGCAGGACAAGCCGUCCCUCGGGUGUCACUGUCCUUUCUUUUAACGCUGUCGUGCACUGCAUUUUCAAUAUGAGUCGUAAAUAUCCGUCCCUUAUCAUUUCUUCACCUCUGGGGCUUCGGUACAAAGCCUGGCUUCCUUAAAAGCUUCCCACACUCCCACAUCCCUUUGAUAGUUUGUAACGAGUGCAAUAAGGUACUUUCUUCAAAUCUCACAACACUGUGAUGCGUAAAAGAGCACAGGGAGCUUUGAGCAUUAAUAAUUGAACAUAGGAAAUGGCAAUAUGCUUUUAGAGUGAUGAUUUUUUCCCCCUGUUUUCUUUUUCUUUGCAAAAAAAUAUCAGCUAAGUGACUAUACUGUGUUAGUGUGCAGAAACCUUGCCAGCUACUUUGUUACAAUGUGUUUGAAAUAAUCACACUUUGCUGUUGUUUGAAUACAUAUCACUGUAUUAUUGCAUAAAGGUAGCUGCUGACUGAUAUUAGUAUGUAGUAAACGCAGCAGAAGCAGUACAAGGCUGUCACUUUUGUUAAAAAAAAAAGUUCUCCCACUGAUGUUCAGAACAUCAGUGGGAGAUACCUAAUUUAAAUUCUUGUCAGACUGUCUGAAGUGGGCAUGGCUUGAUCCAGCAGAGGGCGCUCUAAGCUCAGUUCAACCUUAGAUCCUCUUUGCCAACCAGUAAUGCUAGUUUGGGCGGUGUGAGAGGGACCCAAAAUAUGCAGCUUACCAUUAUGGUCUUGCUGGCUAGCUAUGAAUGCCUGUGCAUGGACACGCAGCAGACAGGAGAAUCGGAUGUUUGAUUGCUGUUGCCAAGCAAGGCAAAUUACUCUAACCACAUUAAAUACAGAAAAAAAAACAAAAACAAAAACAGAACGGCUAUUUUAAAGUUUGGCCCAGCAGAUGAUCAAUGCCUCUGUGCCAGCACAAAUUUGGCAUGCUCUCUCAGUCAUUCUGACAAAUGAACAUGUGACAUGCUAGAUUGUCGUUAAUUAAAAGUGACAGCUCUUGUGCCCAAAUAUAUCCAAUGUUGUCCCUCCUAACACUGCUGUGCAGAAACAGUGUGUUAUAUAUUAAGAUUUACAUGCAUCCCUGUUAAUGUGACUGCACUGAUAACAAUGUGACCACACAGCUCAACAUAAAGGUAAAUAAAGGAAAGCUGAGUGACUUCACAAGUAAAA